AUGGCAACUGAUCACCAGAACCCUGCAACCAAGCAACAACAGUCCGGUGCCAGUGCUUUCAAGUUGGUCAUCUUCGAACAAGAAAAUUUCCAAGGUCGCUGCCAUGAGCUGACUGGGCCCAGUAAUAACCUCCAAGAGGCGGGCGUGGAAAAAGUGGGCUCAAUACUGGUGCUAUGCGGACCAUGGGUGGCAUACGAACAGCCAGAGUGUAAGGGUGAGCAGUUUGUGUUUGAGAAGGGCGAGUAUCCUCGGUGGGACUCCUGGACCAACAGCCGACGAAGCGACUGCAUCUUUUCCUUCCGCCCCAUCAAAGUGGACAGCCAGGAACACAAGAUUGUGUUGUAUGAGAGCCCAAGCUUUACAGGGAAGAAGAUCGAGAUCAUAGACGAUGACGUGCCAAGUUUCCACGCGCAUGGAUACCAAGAGAAAGUCUCUUCAGUUCGUGUGCAGAGUGGCACGUGGGUGGGUUAUCAGUACCCAGGGUACAGAGGCUUCCAGUACCUAUUUGAAAAAGGAGAAUAUAAAGAGUGCACCGAGUUUGGAGCCGAAGCCCCUCAGAUUCAGUCCGUGAGACGCAUUCGUGACAUGCAGUGGCACCAGAGGGGGACUUUCCACCCCUCUAAUUAG
Chanos chanos (milkfish) is the source of this 627-nucleotide messenger RNA. RefSeq names its product crystallin, beta B2 (gene crybb2). Gene Ontology annotation, biological process: visual perception; lens development in camera-type eye. NCBI's taxonomy places the organism in Eukaryota, Metazoa, Chordata, Actinopteri, Gonorynchiformes, Chanidae. The record is from RefSeq and is a predicted model, not a curated record. The transcript is spliced from 5 exons. The coding region runs from base 1 to 627 and encodes 208 amino acids. Gene Ontology annotation, molecular function: structural constituent of eye lens.